Molecule: messenger RNA, 1081 nt
Organism: Amphimedon queenslandica
Lineage: Eukaryota; Metazoa; Porifera; Demospongiae; Haplosclerida; Niphatidae
Product: paired box protein Pax-6-like
Exons: 3
Coding region: 101-991 (296 amino acids)
Biological process (GO): regulation of transcription by RNA polymerase II
Molecular function (GO): DNA-binding transcription factor activity, RNA polymerase II-specific; RNA polymerase II transcription regulatory region sequence-specific DNA binding
Source: RefSeq, a predicted model, not a curated record
CCUAAUGAGAGAGAGAAGGGGAUAAAGAGGACUGCAAAACCAGAAGACAACUUAGUAUAACCUUCAGAGAAGAGACUCAUUAAGACAAAAGGCCAUCAUCAUGUUCACCAUUGAGAGAUUACUGAAUCUGCAACCAACCAAGAGCAGCAAGCCUCCAGCUGAGAAAUAUGUUGAUCUGACUAUUGGAGAGAAGGAAGAGAGGAGACACAAGCAAAGGUAUACCUCUUCUUGUGACAGUGCAGCAGAAUCUGAUAAAGACUCCAUCAUCAGUGAUGAUUAUUCCACUUCACCAGUGCAGUCACCCAAAGGAUCAGUCAACAUUAUCAUGAAAUCAAAGAGAAACAGGACAACAUUCACUGCCCAUCAGUUGGAUGAGCUUGAGAUGAUAUUCAGACAAACCCAUUAUCCUGAUGUACUCCUCCGGGAGAAACUAGCACAGAGAAUUGGACUGCCUGAAUCAAGAGUGCAGGUUUGGUUUCAGAAUCGUAGAGCAAAAUGGAGGAAAAGAGAGAAGCUCAUAGCUGCAGCAGAUGCACAAAUGAAAGCUUUAUCCAACAAUCACUCCAUUCACCACUCCAAUCCUUCUCCUUCUCUCUCUAUUCCACCUGCAGCAACUCCUGCUGGUCUCUAUUGGUCACCAGCAGCUAAUAGCGUCACACCAACUUGGACCUUACCCACUGCAACUCCAGGCUCCAUCAUCUCCCCAUCUCAUCUCCCUGGAGCUGCCACAUCAAGAUUAUCCCAACCACCUCCAUUAAUUCCACUCUCCUCUAUCAACAGUUGUUCUCCUACUAGCAGCACUACAGGAGGUAGUCUAUUGUCCACACUCACUAGUAACAAUAGUGCAAUACUGUCACCUCCAUUGCUACAGAGGAGGGAAGGAGGGAGCAGUAAUGGUGCUGGCGUACUGAUGGCAGCUGCUGGCGUAAACCCAUUCUCAUUAUACCUCUCAACAUUAACUCCUCAGCAAUCAAUAAUAAUCCAACAAUAAAAUAUAUAUUCAUUAUUUUUAUAUUCUUUUUAAAGUUAUAUUUUUAUCAAUAUUGAUUCUCAAUAAUAAAUCUUUUCAAAUUCAAUUUAA